Messenger RNA from Marasmius oreades (fairy-ring Marasmius), 1422 nucleotides. RefSeq lists its product as uncharacterized. The record is from RefSeq and is a predicted model, not a curated record. Bases 457 to 1206 code for a protein of 249 amino acids. The transcript is spliced from 4 exons. Lineage: Eukaryota; Fungi; Basidiomycota; Agaricomycetes; Agaricales; Marasmiaceae.
AAGUACCGUCAAGCCGAGCAAGUACAACGUUACUAUGAGAGUACAAGGUUGUUUCUCCGAUUCAACAAUUUCACGUCAUGCUGCCCUUGUAUACACCGCAUCUCAGCGUCGUUGUGUUUGUGAACUCGGUCUCAAAUUCGCAGUCGCCUUUUAAUUGGGCGAUAGUUCUCUUACAUGAGUUCAACAGCCGACAUGACUACCUUGUUCGAGCCUUGAAGCAGAUAAUACACAAGGUAUCCCGCUCAAAACAUUCUCGAUAUAAAUCAAGUCCUGCUGGUAUCGGCUGGUCGUCUUGAACUCCCCCCACUGGGCUCAAGUAAUCCUCGCAGUUAAGCUCUCCGAUUUGAAUUUUCCCCAGCUGACUUCGUUUAUCUCAAUAGGGCUAGUCGUUACCAAGGUGUGCAAACAUGAGGAACGUCUCGAUAUGCGAAAGAACACCACGGGAACACGCAAUUUAUGAGCAGAUUGCUCGAGAAAGUCAUCUGGGGUUUCGCCAACCACCACGCCUUCCUCCACCACCACAGUACCCAUUUUUAUCAUGGUUGUUUUUCCGACAGACUGAUAAUCUUCUAUACCCUCAGAUGGGUCACCGUUAAAUUUUACUCUCACAUUUACAAAAUCAGGCAAGGUUCUGCGCCGGACAUGGAAGGGGAUGUAAUGCUUACGAAGAGCGGGGCACUCGACGUGAGGCAAGUUCUGAACAAAUGGGGACUUGAAGAAUGUGUAGCCAUCGACCCGAUGCGAUGGACACCCGUGUACAGAACCCGGGAGAACCAUUUGUCUCCGCUGGCAGUACAGAUACUGUCAGAGAUAUCAGGUUGCAUAAUGUUUGUCGAGCCAACAGCGUCUAAAUCAACGACCAGAAAACGCGCUCUCCGAGAGGCAACUGAGAUGGUGGCCCACAGUAUCACUGCCUUCUUCACUCUGAUUUUGAUGACCAUACUUCAUUUGGUUGUCUCUUUCCUUGCUCGUUACACGCCAUUCGUUCACUGGUCAUCGGAAGUCAAGCGUGCUUGGCGUUUGGAGGCUGCUUCGCGUGCGUAUUUCAUGAAUUUAUAUGGGAGAACGAUGAACAUCACCUGGGGAAUCGUCUUAUUCGCGACGGCCACAUUCUGGCUCUAUAUGACGAUGGAACAUAUCCAACUCGCCCCGAAGCAGAGGGCGUGGAACUGGGCAAGGACUGGCUCAUUUACACUAACGCACUAGUAGCAUGAGGAACUUCAAAAGCCAUUGUACUAUUAUUUCUGCACUUUCUUCCUAUCAUUAUGACUCUUUAUCCACCUAUGCUAACUCUAAGCCAAUUACAUAUGCCACUUUAUGCUACCUACUUUUCUCUAUGCUCUCCUCUACUGUCCACUGUAAUAUAGUAUGGAAUCGUAUCUCUUCUCUGCACCGAGCCGGGCGGGCCGCGGUGCUUCACGG